CGGCCCCUUGCACAGCUCCCUAGCGGCGUAGAGACACUCUCCUGGCCACAGCAGCACCAGCACGCGGUCGUACCCCUUCUCUCCAUUGACCCCCCUACAGGAACGACAACGUACAGAAUGCCUCCAGAAGGUCUCAUUCUGAAACACACAAGUUUCUCCUUGAAAUCGGCAUUCUCGAUCAUCCUCACGUUCUUCGCAUGCUCCUACCUGCUCUACUCGUGGAAGGGCUACCUGGAGCUGAAGGGGAACUCCCUAGGGGACCCCACAGAAAGAGAACGGGAGCUCUACCGACCCGUUCUCACGGAGUUCCCGCACGAGGAGGUGUCAUACAUAGACCUGAAGCAGGACGUGCAGGCGACUGCCUAUGGCUGGCAGAACAACGAACGUGUUCUCUUCCUCGUGCCCUUGAGAGACGCGGCAGCACAUCUGCCAAUGUUCUUCAGCCACAUGUCAAACAUGACUUACCCCCACGGCCUAAUCGACUUGGCUUUCCUGGUAUCCGACUCCAAGGACAAGACCUUGGAGGUGUUAAACGAGUCUUUGAAGGCCAUCCAGGAAAGCUCCAACCCGGACAUGCCCUUCGGAGAGAUCGAGAUCUUCGAGAAGGACUUUGGCCAGGCCGUGGGCCAGGGUUUUAGCGAUAGACACGGCUUUGAGGCACAGGGACCUCGCCGCAAAAACAUGGCCAAGGCCAGAAACUGGUUGACAGCCGUCAGCUUGAAGCCACACCACUCCUGGGUGUAUUGGAGAGACGUGGACGUGGAAACCAUUCCGCCUACCAUCAUUGAAGACCUCAUGUCCCAUGAUAAAGAUGUAAUUGUGCCAAACGUGUGGAGACCGCUACCCGACUGGCUUGGCCAACAACAGCCUUACGAUUUGAAUUCGUGGCAAGAAAGUGACGGCGGUCUCCAGCUUGCAGAGUCCUUGGAUGAAGACGCGGUCAUAGUUGAAGGUUAUCCAGCGUUCGCCACGUGGAGACCCCAUCUCGCAUACCUCAGAGAUCCAUACGGUGACCCUAGAACAGAGCUUCAGCUGGACGGAAUAGGAGGCGUCUCUAUCUUAGCUAAAGCCUCCGUGUUCAGGAAGGGAGCUCACUUCCCUGCUUUCUCAUUUGAAAAACAUGCAGAAACCGAAGGCUUGGGCAAGAUGUGCAAAAAGAUGGGUCUCGAGGUUGUUGGACUUCCUCACUAUGUCAUCUGGCACAUAUACGAGCCUUCGGAUGAUGACUUGAGACACAUGGAAUGGAUGGCACAGGAAGAGGUUAGAAAGGAGAAGGAAGGUGAGGUCAGAGAAAUCUACGACAAAAACUUUAAGGUGGGUUUCGAACUCAUUGGCGAUGUUUGGGAAAACGAAAAGAAACGGAUCUUGAAAAACUCCGAUCCUUUCGAACUACAAAGACCUGUCUUUGUCGAUUGGUCGGAGUAAUCCUUACUCUCUUUAUUUUCUGUUCAUAUCAAAUCUGCCAGCCUUGACAGUUCUUGGCCUUUUUUUACUUGGCCAUCGUCAGGGCUAUCGCCUCAGCACAGUAAGAGGGACGGGGCAUGGUGCAUUUCGCCAAAGAGGGAUAUCUCCCCUUUUUCUCACAUCCAACAUUUUGAAACUCAUAUCGUAUAUAUUAGCGUACCG
Messenger RNA from Pichia membranifaciens NRRL Y-2026, 1626 nucleotides. RefSeq lists its product as hypothetical. The coding region runs from base 118 to 1425 and encodes 435 amino acids. The record is from RefSeq and is a predicted model, not a curated record. Gene Ontology annotation, cellular component: mannan polymerase complex. Gene Ontology annotation, molecular function: alpha-1,6-mannosyltransferase activity. The transcript has 2 exons. Lineage: Eukaryota; Fungi; Ascomycota; Pichiomycetes; Pichiales; Pichiaceae. Gene Ontology annotation, biological process: cell wall mannoprotein biosynthetic process; protein N-linked glycosylation.